AUGCGCAUCUCAUCGGGCAUUCUUCUCGCUCUCCCGGCGCUUGCUGUCGCCGAGGAGCAGGUUCCUCUCCUUGACAAGGUGAAGGGAUUCUUCAACAAGGCGACUGCUGCCGUCUCCGCAUCCAUCCCCUCCAUGCCAUCGGCGCCCGUCGACACAGCAACGAGCAAGGCAGCAUCGAAUGCCGCUGCAGUAAUCCAGUAUCCCCUUACUCUGGAGAACUGGAAGGAGGUCCUGACUGUUGAUCCCACUGCUAGCCCUCCUACAACCCAGGACUGGCUUAUCUUCUCUACUGGCGGCAACACCACUUGCUUUGGGCUGUGUGCAAACGCAACCAAGGCAUGGAACGCUUCUCUUCCCGUCAUGGCCGCAAAGACCAACGCGCCCAAGUUCGCGUACCUUGACUGCGAAACCGAGCCUGUUCUCUGCAACUCAUGGUCCGUCGGCGCACCAUCGCUCUACUACUUCCAGGUUCCCAAGCCUAUGGCCGACCAGUCCGCGCCAGUCCCCACCGUUCGCUACAUGCCCUUGAACCGCACAAGCACCACCACCGAGACCUUCAAGAAGCUCAUCGUCGACAAUGGUAUUGAGCAGGUCACCCCGUACGAGGGUCCCUUCCACCCCUUCAACGGUGUGCUUCAGCAGUACAACCUUGCUGUUCCUUACGGAUACGUUACCUGGGGAUUUUCUAAGAUGCCUUCAUGGAUGCCUAUGAUCAUCAUCUCCUUCCUCAGCAGGUCGUUCAUGAGCAAGCGCAUGUCGGGCCCAACUCCUGCAGAGGCGCGCGCUGCGAACGCACAACCUGCUCGAUAA
This is a messenger RNA of Alternaria atra, 810 nucleotides long. RefSeq lists its product as uncharacterized. The coding region runs from base 1 to 810 and encodes 269 amino acids. Lineage: Eukaryota; Fungi; Ascomycota; Dothideomycetes; Pleosporales; Pleosporaceae. The transcript has 3 exons. The record is from RefSeq and is a predicted model, not a curated record.